This is a messenger RNA of Staurois parvus, 336 nucleotides long. The record is from the annotation of a GenBank genome assembly. Lineage: Eukaryota; Metazoa; Chordata; Amphibia; Anura; Ranidae.
CACUGAUUGGCAGCACUGAUAGGUGGCACUGACUGGCAUUGAUAGGUGGCACUGACUGGCACUGAUGGCUGACACUGAAAGACAGCUCAGAUGGGCACUGAUAUGUGGCAUUGAUGUGCACUGGUAGCCACUGAAAUGUGGCAUUGAUGUGGCACUGAUGGAAACUGGCAGGUGGCAUGGAUGAGCACUGACAGCUGGCACUGCUGGGGCUACACAGAUCAUCAGGGCACACUGAUCAUCAGUGCCCUGAUGAUCACUGUCACGCUGACAGCUCGUGAGGAGAGAAAUGCCGAUAACUGGCAUUUCCCUGUUUACAUGUGAUCAGCUGUGAUUGGA